CCGAUUAUUUCUUGCCAGGAGGAGAGCACCAGCCAUGGAGGUUCUCACGAGGGGUCCCUUGCUUCACGGGUGUGGACAGACCAUCGAGAUUGGCCGCAGACUCCAGUGUGGGCGUUAUAGGCGAAAAUUGUCGGGUAACCACUUCCGUAGUCCAUUUUCGUCGCUGGCGCCUCCUGCCCCUCGCGGGUAACCAGAUCUGGAUCAUCGCGUGUUUCUCGCUGGCAGUUCCACAUCUCUCCCCGAAUAUAUUUCGCAUGCCUGUUGCCCUUGGGAUUCGCCCUUCGGCCCUUGAUGGAGUCGCUCCUGUCACACGCAGCAAAAUCGGGAAGAGACGUGAGAAUCUCCGGGCAGGAACGGUGUCUCUGGAUGGGCAGAAACCACAAUUUCUUGGGGGGCAGCGGAAGACAGGGUUCUGGCGUCGCUCUCCUGUCCCAAAGGCCCCCGACGGAUUCGUCCCGACGGAUUCAGAAGUUUUCAGCGUGAAUGGCUUAGGCCGGGCAGCUCAAGCGCAUGUUUCAGACUCUUCUGGAGCCGCACAUGCAAAGGUUCUUCAGACCUAUCCUGCCCGUCGCCUUUGUUCCCCCUUCCAGCAACCCCUAUGAGAAGCCCUCGCUCUCUCCGCUGCCUGCUCUUCCCUCUGUCCGACACAGUCCUUUUCUGGUACAAAUCCGCAGUCGCAUUAUCCAAAUUUCAGUUCAGCAACUUUCCAGCAAACUCCAGUUCGCAGAGCUUCUACUGUCUGUCACUCUACGCUCACAGUUCUCGGCUCGUCUCAACUUUCCUCAGCUGUUUUCAUGGCAUCCUAUGUCUACCCUUCGGUUUCUGAAGCCCGUCGCAUGUGGGAACUCCGAUGCGUGAUCCAGAAGCAGGUUAUGCGGCUGAGCUUGUCAACUCGCAACUCAGCGAGUCCCAACCACAGCAGCACCUCCAGCAACGUCACCUCCAACGAGACACCCUCCUUGAAGACGAGCUCCCUGACUUUCAGCAGCACAGCAAGCAGCAAUGACUCCAGCGACGUCAUCAACGACAGCAAUGACAACGAGGUCAGCUGCAGUGAGAAAGCUGAAGUGAGCAGCGCUGCUGGCAGCAACUGUAUCAGCAGUGUGAUUCCGUUGAGUGACACAUCUAGCGUUGUCAGUGACGUUGAUUGCUGUGACAACACGUCAGACGAGGUCAGCGUCGUCAGCAGCAGUGAUGUCAGCUGCACUGAUGUCAGCAGCAGUGAUACCAGCUGCACUGAUGUCAGCAGCAGUGAUACCAGCAGCAGUGAUGUCAGCUGCACCAGUGACUUCACCUCGCCAAACGUGACUACAGUGGAGGUUCCUGUUGUGAACAUGACUUCAAGGACGACUGAUUCUGCUCUAUGCAACAAGUCAAGAGCGGCAAAAGCGGCUGCAGCAAGUGCAAGGCUGCUGCCGUCCCUCAUCCCCAAGCCAAGAGCAAUCGUGAGGGUCACUCCUGCAGUGGAGCAGCAGCCACGGAGUGGAGAAGUCGAUGCGGGAGCCCAGCCUGCAGCCUCAGCACGCAGCACAGCGAGGCAUCAGCAGGAGAGGAAGAGCAGCAUGGGAUGCAGAGGAAGGCAGCCGGCCAGGAGUACAAGAGCAGUAGCAGUAAGGCCUCACUGGAGGCCUUGAUAGCUGCUAGGAGUGCUGGACAGAGUCAGCAAGCACUUCAUGCUGGAAAGUGGGAUGUUGGUGGUGGGGAGCACAGAGCAGCCUAUCCAAUGUGGUCAAGAGGUGGGGUGUUGGGAAUGUGGUGGUGAAGGCAUCACCUUUUUGCACCCUGCUUGCCGGGGUGUUGUAGCAUGGAAAGCUUGGUGAGUCUGGAGGACGGAUAGUGGUUAGGCAUCAAGAUAGCUGAAGCUGCUCAUGUGCUCUGCUGGACCCAAGGCUGGAGGAACCAUGUGGUGGUGAUCAAGGCAGUGCAUGCUCUUGGAAUGGCUUCCGUACCGUCUGCUGUGGGGGAUUCUUCAGAUGGUGAUGUUAGAAAUGUCAACACUCACCUGCCACGGUGCUGCAGACACAGCACCGCAUGUGUGUAGUGUAGUUCUAGUGCAUGUCAUCUUCGUACCAUCCAGGAGCUCUUGAGCACACAAAGGAUGUCAAAUUAUAUAUAUUAUAUAUAU
Messenger RNA from Closterium sp. NIES-67, 2125 nucleotides. The record is from the annotation of a GenBank genome assembly. Lineage: Eukaryota; Viridiplantae; Streptophyta; Zygnematophyceae; Desmidiales; Closteriaceae.